AUGUCGUUGGACACGUAUGAAGUGACACUUAUCCGCGAAGGCUUCGAAGAAGACGCUGGAAAUGGGUACAUUAAACGCCACUGUAAUACAGUUUUGGUCAGGGGUCCUAGUGGCAUUAUGCUUGUAAACCCUGGUUCACCUUGGGAUGGUCCGGAUUUGAUUGAAGCUCUCAAGAGGCACAGUGUACCGGACCUUUCAGCUGUCAAAUAUGUUGUAUGCACAGAUGGAAGAGCUUCUCAUGUCGGCUGUCUGAGUUUAUUCAGCAAUGCCGAGAUGAUUAUCGUUGGACAUGAUAUUCAAAAACGCGGGAAUCUGUUCGUACAGCACGAUUUCAUGGAUGGAUCUGUCCCAUUUGAGUUUGACGAGAAUUUAUCCGUUAUUGGAACACCUGGUUUGAUGGACCAGCAAGUUACCGUCAUUGUAAAGGGUAUUGUUACACCCCACAUAUCGUUCUCGGAUGAAACGUCAACACAACCUGUUUCCAUAGCUAUUACAGGCUCAAUUUUUAAUGAUGCUGACGAUGCCACUAGAACUGGCGUUUUCCACGGAAAUUUUGUCCCGGCUGACUAUGCUGGUGACUGUAAUUCAUCGCUCACAGUUUGGAGACGAAGUCGUGAUCGUCUGCUCGCUAAAUCAGAUUGGAUUUUCCCUGCUUUUGGUGGCGCUUUUAAAUGCACAAUGCUUUCGUCACUGCAUUAUAAAUUUGCAAAGAGCCUCAGGGAACCGGACUUGAGCAUCGUUUCGACUCUUGUAAAAGCUCUUGUCUUCAAAUUCGUCAAUCGUCCAAUGAAUCGUUCUUCCUUGAGAUUGACAUUUCUUCUUGCGCUAUUUUUUUUACAAUUCCUCUCCGACUCUUUUGUUGGAUAUGUCUUCAAUAUUCCGCAUCUCUUCCUCAUCACUACCAUACGGUUGGAUAGUUUGGCCUGCGAUUCGCAGUUUGUUGAAUUCAGUCGCCUCGAAUGCAUUCAAUUGUGCAAUGGUUUCCCAAACCUGUUCUCACGAUUACGAGAAGCCUGCUUUCAAUUGUUGCGGCCUUUUAUCAAAGCAGAUCGAGCAGAAGUUGUUCAUGCAAGUAUCGCCCACAUUCCACUUCGAAAUUCCAGUGUAGACGCUGCAUUUCACGUUGAAUCCGUCUACUUCUGGCCUUCCCUUCCAGAUGGUCUAAAUGAAAUUUUUCGAGUCCUCAAACCUGGUGGCGUAGUGGUAACCACAUUCAAUCCCCGCCUAAUAGAUCGUUAUGUUCGAUGGGGUUGGAUGCGGCUCGGCAGACCCGACCAGCUUGCCUAUGUAAUCGCUCUAGAAGAGCUUGGGUUUGAAAGUGUGGAGUGGAUCAAGAAUGACCCUAGAGCUCCACGAGGAGUUCAGUGUAUUCGAGCACGUAAACCUGCUUUAAGAUUGCUAACCUAG
Molecule: messenger RNA, 1407 nt
Organism: Rodentolepis nana
Lineage: Eukaryota; Metazoa; Platyhelminthes; Cestoda; Cyclophyllidea; Hymenolepididae
Source: the annotation of a GenBank genome assembly